Messenger RNA from Spizellomyces punctatus DAOM BR117, 2873 nucleotides. RefSeq lists its product as hypothetical. Lineage: Eukaryota; Fungi; Chytridiomycota; Chytridiomycetes; Spizellomycetales; Spizellomycetaceae. The coding region runs from base 537 to 2804 and encodes 755 amino acids. The record is from RefSeq and is a predicted model, not a curated record. The transcript has 9 exons. Gene Ontology annotation, cellular component: nucleus. Gene Ontology annotation, biological process: cell population proliferation; positive regulation of protein phosphorylation; DNA damage response.
CGUUUCCCAACGGUUUUUGCAACAUUCCAUUCAAUUAACAUGGAAAUGCUGGUGAAUGGACAGCAGUAAUGAACACUUGACACGACAAUACUGGGCAGCUUGCUAAGAUAAUUCUGCAAGUUGAAUAUCUGGGAACCCGGAACUCCAUCAUUUCAUUCCUCCCAUUACGGCCGUGUUCAUUCCUUCAGAGGCAACCCAGUCUGUCAUGCAACGGGACUAGGGUUGCGUUGAAGCAACCAAGCGCAAUUGUAAUAGAGAUCCCGAAUACAUUUUUGGCAUCUGAAUAGUGUUUGUUUCCUGCGACAGGGUGGUUGUUGUGAACGCAGCGGCAUCCACCUCCCUAUCAACGUCACUGCAUUUUGAUACAUUCGCAUCAUGGCUCAUCUGUACACACCGCAAGAAGAGGAUCGCCUCCGCGCAAUCCUCACAACCCUGCCCAAACUCAAUCCGGUCUGAGUAUCGCAGAUCCAGCGCGCCACGAGAAGCUCCUCUCAUUCUUGCAGUCCCAAGUGAGAAACAAAGACUGCGUCGAGUGGAUGGUCUGGAAGGUAGAUGCAUUGGAUGCUGUUCAGAAUAGUCUUUCGCAUUCAGAUUACCGAGUACCAUCGCUUUCCCUUCGCUUUCUAGGACUAUUGAUCGCCGCAGAUCCACCGCUCUUUAACCACAUCUACGCCAACUAUCUCCCGACGCUGAAUUUCUUGAUCGAUACUUUGGAUUCAGAAUGCCCACCUCAGCUAUUAUAUGGAUGCCUGGAGGCAGUGAGAAUGGCAUUAUCAAGUGAUGCAGCAGCGCAAUGGCUCCUUGACACUGGCAGAUUCCCAAACAUACUUUACCGUGCACUGACAUCACCCAGCCUCUACGUAGUUACUGCAGCCUGCAAGCUACUGGUCACCAUCAUCAACCACCCUGAUCCAAUCCCCAAAGGCCCAACUCCGUACCAUCACCUGCUUGCAAAUCUCAUUAUCACUGGACAUUUGUACCGUGUACUGCAAGCCUGGUUGCAGCCGACCGCGGGCGGAAGCGAAAAGCUGGCCGCUGUCGAAGUCGUAUUUUGGUUAUGCGGUUCAAAAAGCGAAAAAGCUUAUGCAGCACUGAGUGAUGGGGAGCUUGUCAAGACUGGCUGCGGCCUACUCACUGAUGAUGAUCGAAUAAUGAGGAACAGAGUGUUGGAUGCUUUAAAAACGGUUUUUGUGUGGGCUCCUGAUCCGUAUCGGUUGCUUUGCGGUACAAUCGAACGCGCUGGCAUCGGAGCGAGCGCGACAAAAGCCUUUGAGCUUUUCUGCCAGAUCAUGAGCGGCACAUUGACAUCCCAGGAGCACCUCAAGUUUCACCAUAUUCCGACACUGUUGGAUGCACUGGAGAUUUUGGCUGUCCUUGCUGAUCGGGCUGACGAUUCUCAACUACGUGAAUGGAUAGAGGAAGUGUUGAUGACGACUUUCUGGCGGUUGCAGGAAAGGGCAGAUAAAUUCAACGACGUUCGGCAGUUACCCUGGGAAAAAGGAGAAGAAAACUUUGGGAGAUCUAUAAUUCAACAGAUAGAGUCGUCCAUAAAUUCGGUAUCCCCACAUCAGAAAAACAUUCGAAAGCUUAGCGUUUUGUGCAGCCUUUUUGGGGCCUUGGAAAAUAUUCUGAAUAGUAGUCGUCUUGUGCAUCCGAGCAAUCUACGCGCGAUAACCCUCGAAGCCCUUUCGUAUACUCCUUAUCAAGAGCAUAACCCACUUGCUCGAGCGGUGCUCUGCAGUUUGAAAACUAUUCUAAAAAGGGAUAAUGACUGCGAAUGGAGCGUGGUCGUUGAAUGCCUAUUAUCAUGUCUCAAUAAUCCUGCCGUAAGACCCCAAAAUAUCAAACUUGGCUUGGAUAUAACCAAAUGGAUCAUUGACGACGCUGAUCGAAGCAAACGAGUUCUGUCCACACUCCCAACGCGCAUCAGUCAAACACUUACAAAACUCCUCGCCGACACUCGCUGGGACGUACGCGAUAGCGCCCUAGAAUUCAUGGGAUCACUUUUUGAAUGGGACCAUGAUUCUGUUUCAAAGCCUUGCCUCGAUUUCGCUCUCACGCAUCAUCUGGUACAAUUGAUCUUUGACGGGAUGGACGAUGUUGAUGUCUAUGUGCGGUGUACAUGCCUCGGAGCCCUAAGGCGCAUCAGCGAGAACCCUCGUGGACAUGUAUACCUAGAGACUCAUUCCCUCCUUCAUUCCCUCCUUACAAAAUUGUUGACAAAUUCUCUCCAGGACACGGAAUCUCUUGUCCGACGAGCUUCUGUUGAUGUAGUCGUGUACCUCAUCACAGAGAAGCAAGCCGAUAAGAUUUUAUUUCAGAUUGAACACUCGUUACUGGAUGCAAAAACCAUACGACAAGUUAUGGAAGAUAUGGAUGCUGAAGUUCGUGCCUUGGGUGUACGGCUAUUGGAAGCGAUCUGGGAUGCGGGAUUUGAAGCAAGUCCCGAGGAAGACGACCGAUGGUUUUUUGAGAUUGGUGGUGAUACCUUGUGUCUGGCAGGUGUCGAGGAUGCAUCGAGGGUGGUGCGGAAGGAAAUGUACCGGUUUCUGUCCAAAGUAGUAGCGAUGGAGUGUACAACGGAUGAGAUGGAAGAAACGGGCCAUAAGAGGGGCAGGGCAAGUCGUGGGAGAGUUGAGGAGUUUGUAAAGCGAGUCAAACGGGACGUGGAUAUGAACAGGCUAGGAGAAUCAUGUGUCGCUGAGCAUAUUUAUCAGGAAGUAUUGGAUGUGGAUGAAAGCGUUCUGCAGGAAGGAAUGGAAACUGGGGAGGGGAAUAAUGUAUUGGAAUGUUACGAUUGUUGAUGUGCAUGUUUUAUAUUUACGUAGAUUUAUUGCAUUUCAUUUGUGAGAACAAAAGUUUGUCUCCUUGCA